Lytechinus variegatus (green sea urchin) is the source of this 7132-nucleotide messenger RNA. RefSeq names its product collagen alpha-1(I) chain-like. Gene Ontology annotation, molecular function: extracellular matrix structural constituent. NCBI's taxonomy places the organism in Eukaryota, Metazoa, Echinodermata, Echinoidea, Temnopleuroida, Toxopneustidae. Bases 463 to 5778 code for a protein of 1771 amino acids. The record is from RefSeq and is a predicted model, not a curated record. The transcript is spliced from 47 exons.
UGGUAUUCAGACAAGUUACUUCAUCGCAUCGUCAUCGAACUUCUUCGCGAAUUGAUUGCCGGUUACCUGAGCUGAGAGAGAUCCCUACGUUUCUCUCCUGGAAUAAAAGAUAAUUUGUUGUUGAUGCCAAACUAAACCGCGAACACCUGCGCCUUGUCAGUGAAUGAUCAAAGCUCUCAAAGCUACCUUCAUAUGAUUUAGCAAAGAGUAAAGUAGACUGUAAUUGAAUCUAACUACUUUGGCAGACGUCCUUCGCGUCCCCUCUCGUCUCCGGGCGAGCGAUAUAAAAUUUGGGGUUUGGAGACUGGAGUCGAGAAGAGAAACGAAGAAAUAAUCAAGAAUUGGAUCGCGCCUUUCGCCCUUUUUGCGAUGCCGUCCUGGCCUUUGGAAAACUAUUUGGUUUAACAAAAUACGAUUAUAUCGUCUGACCAUGACUUUUAUUUUUCUUCGAAAGUGCUAAUCAUGGAAGUGAGAACUAUUAUAUUAUUUCUGCUUGCAAUUCUUGGGGUAGAGAGCGAGACUCCCCAUCAUGGGCGGUUAUCGUCUAACGAAGGCACGGAGAUUGAGCGGAGAAAUCGGGAAGAAAGGGGUGCACAAGAAAUGCCUGCUGGAGGUGUGGACCUUCUCACGGAUCUGAGAACCAAAGCGCCUAAAGCCGGGAGGAUAAAAGAAAUCGUAGGAGAGAAUGGAUGCCUUGUAUACAGAUUCAAACCACAGGGCAAUAGUACUUUUCCGACCUCUAGUGUAGUUGGUUCAAGCUUCCCAAGUAGUUUCACAGUACUGAUGAACAUGCAGUAUGGCCAGGAGGAAUUGGGAGACAUAGUAACAGUUGUAGAUGCCAAUAAUAACAUUCUACUCAGAUUAAGAAUGGGAAUUAAUCUUUUAGAAGUACAAGUCAGGAUAAAAAGAUUAACAUCAUACAGAUUUGUUGCAGUUGAUUUUGCUGAUAAUAAAUGGCAUAAGAUUGCCGUUGGAAUCAAUAAAAACCAAAUAAAAGUUUACAUGGAUUGUGCUGAGGUUGCUACACUACCCACAAGAGCUGGCAAUGCAAGGAUAGAUUUCACCACAGCAGGCAAAUUUGUAUUGGGAGGACAUUAUAAUGAAAAUGAUGAUCCAUUCAGGGGAGACAUCCAAAAUUUGAUAUUUUCUGAUGAUUUUAAAGCCGUUAAGGACUGUGAAUUUGAGUAUCCAUGCUAUACAGAAGGAGGUUUAUUAACAACAGCUGCACCAACAACUGUGAAAGUUGAGACAACACCGAAACCUACAACACCUGAACCAACAACACCUGAACCAACUACGCCUGAACCAACAACACCAACACCUCCAGAAACUACACCAGCUCCAACACCAAAGAAACCAGAGCCACUACCAACCCCUGAAACACCGGAUGAAAAGGUAACACCAACGCCAAGCACUGAAGUAUCUGUGAAGCCGGAAUUCCCAUCCACAACGAAAGAGUUGGAUGAGAAGGAGAGAACAACUCCCGAGGUAAAACCUUCCCCAACCGUUGGACCUGUCCUUGUCACAAUGAUAGAACCAUAUUACACACCUACCUCAAAACCUUUCAUGACAACCGCCAUUGUGGAUAAGGACUUGACACCAGAGCCUUCAAAGGAUGUGACAAUGGAUAUAAAAGAUAUUUUCACAACAAUGCCACCUGUUUUCCCUGUCACUGGGACAAUGACUCCGGAUCGAAUGUCAAUAUUAGAAAAUGGCUUCCCUGGAGUUCCUGAUGGUCUUAUUGAAUAUCUUCAGAAUAAUGAUGACAAUGAAGUGGUAGUGUUUCUUCUUGAGCAACUCAGGGAUGAAUAUCCAACAAUUAAAGGUUUACCUGGUCCACGUGGAGAGCCAGGAGAACCAGGACUUCCAGGACCAGCUGGACCAGCAGGACCAAAGGGUAUUGCUGGUGGGAACCCAGGUAUUGGACCACCAGGGGCUCCUGGUCCACCAGGCGAAGCUGGCCCACCUGGCAAGCCUGGUCCUGAGGGGGAGAUAGGUCCACCUGGACAAAAAGGAAACAAGGGCCUAAGAGGAAUGAGAGGAGAAAGGGGGCAAAAAGGUGAAGAAGGAAUAGAAGGAAGAGAUGGAUCAAUAGGGCCAAGGGGAGACCCUGGUCGCGCUGGACAAGAUGGUUUUGAUGGAUAUAAGGGCGAGCUUGGACCCCCUGGACCACCAGGUCCAAUAGGUGAUCCUGGUGGCAGAGGUCAAAUUGGACUCCAAGGACAAGCGGGAUUGCCAGGGGAGCAUGGGGUAUGGGGACCCCCUGGUCCACCGGGCCCUCCUGGUGAAACAGCAGUUCCAGGUAUUCCAGGACCAGCGGGAGAAAAGGGAGAGCCAGGAGAUCCAGGACCAAGAGGGCCAGCAGGUCUUUUUGGUCCUCCUGGAGAUCCUGGUCUACCUGGUCCUGAUGGGAGACCUGGCGCACCUGGUCGUAAUGGAACAGAUGGAGAGCCUGGAGAACCUGGUCCUGAGGGUCCACCAGGAGACCAAGGGCCACCAGGAGAAGGUGGUCUUCCAGGAAACCCGGGUAGGAUGGGCCAACCAGGAGAUACAGGAUCCAAAGGAGAGAAAGGAGAAGAAGGAAACAGAGGAUCACCUGGUGUCAGGGGCAUGAUCGGACUCAUGGGUGAGAAGGGGUCCAAAGGUAACGCAGGUAGUAGAGGUCGUAUAGGGGAAGCUGGCCACCGAGGUUUCCCAGGACCUGUUGGACCAGCUGGACCUAAAGGUUAUGCGGGAAUGCAAGGAGAAGAAGGAGAUGGUGGAAGAGAGGGGACUGUAGGGGAAAAGGGUGAUAGAGGAGAUGUUGGUAAAACAGGUCACCCUGGACCAGAUGGUGAUGGGGGAUUCCCCGGGUUACCUGGUAUGAGAGGACCACCAGGAUUACCAGGAUACUUAGGAAUCCCAGGACAACCUGGACAAACAGGAAUUGGCCCACCGGGUCCUCCAGGACCUAUUGGAAUGAUUGGGGAGCCAGGACUACGUGGGCCAGCAGGUGAAGAUGGUGAAAGGGGACCAACAGGACCAAGAGGACUACCAGGUCUACCUGGAACACCAGGGCAACCUGGAAAUAAUGGAUCAUUUGGAGUACAGGGAGUUAAUGCAGCUGUUGGAGCUGCAGGAAUCCCUGGACCACCCGGACCACCGGGAAGGAAAGGUGAUCCUGGACCGAUUGGAGAACGAGGAGAAACUGGACUACCCGGACCUAAAGGAGAAACAGGUGAACCAGGUGAAGCAGGCCUACCCGGACCUCCUGGCCUCCGUGGACCACCAGGAGAAAUUGGCUUUCCUGGACCACCUGGUGAAAUGGGUAUCAAAGGGGAUAGAGGUAGCACAGGAGAGAAGGGAGAUGAUGGAAACGUUGGAACACCAGGAGACCCAGGAUCACGUGGUAUACCAGGACCAAAAGGUGAUGAAGGACCUCCUGGACCUGCUGGUGAGCUGGGUUCAAGGGGUUUAAGAGGACGUAGAGGUAAUCGUGGUCCUGUUGGAGAUAAGGGAAUACCUGGAGGUUCAGGAGGGAAUGGAACCUUAGGCCUUGUUGGAAGAGCUGGUGGUAGGGGUAGAUUUGGCUUGAGGGGACCACCAGGACCAGAAGGACCAAAGGGUGAGAAGGGUAGCCUUGGACCAAUAGGACCCCCUGGUCCUAUGGGAGAAAGAGGCCCAAGAGGCAAGAGGGGUAUACAAGGAGAAGUUGGGGCACCUGGAGCUGUUGGAAAGAAGGGUUUCUUGGGAUACCCUGGUCCCUACGGGCCUGAGGGACCACCAGGACCUAAGGGCAGGAAGGGUCCAGACGGCUAUGAAGGCUACCCAGGACCUCAGGGUGUCCCUGGUUAUCCUGGUCCACCGGGUCCUAGAGGACCUAAAGGGGACAUGGGGAUAGGAGGAUCAGAAGGUCAACCAGGAGAAGAUGGACCACAGGGAUCCAAAGGCCAAUCGGGAGAACCUGGUAUUGAUGGAGGUCCUGGACCUGAGGGUACUCCUGGGUACAAGGGUGAGAAUGGUGAUAUAGGUCGUCCUGGCAGGCCUGGUGCAUUGGGACUGAGAGGUCGUAAAAGGGGUAGACCUGGAGAGCCUGGUGACAAAGGUAAUAAAGGAAAACCUGGCAAACCUGGACCUUUUGGAUACCCAGGAAGAAUGGGUAAUAGAGGCCCUUUGGGACUGCGAGGCUUUCGAGGUCGCCGUGGAGUUCAGGGACCACCAGGUGUCAAGGGGGAGAAAGGAGAGGUCGGAGAGGAUGGGGCAAAAGGAGAAAAGGGAGACCAGGGCUUACAAGGUGUACCUGGUGAACGCGGUCCUAGAGGCGAGACAGAUCCUGCGUUUGAUGGAAAUCCUGGUUCUCCUGGACCUGAUGGAUUCAAAGGAGAAAAGGGAAACAUGGGUCGCCGUGGAGAUCAAGGACCCCCGGGACCUCCCGGUCCAUCCAUACCUGGAUCCAGGGGUUAUAGAGGUGACAGAGGAGAUCCUGGAGCCCAGGGACCUCCAGGCUCACCAGGUAGACCAGGACCACCGGGCAAAAGAACAGGACCACCGGGUCCUCCUGGGCCUCCAGGGCCCCCAGGUCCACCAGGUCCACCAGGAACAGAAAAGGGUGUUAGAGGUGACCCAGGGCCACCUACUCCAGGCCCUCAGGGUCCUAAAGGUCAACAAGGUCCAAAGGGAGAAACUGGUAUCAGAGGUAUCAAGGGAGAAAAGGGUUACCAGAGUAAUGCAGGACCCAGAGGUAAACCUGGAAGAAAUGGUCAAAGGGGACCCAAAGGAUAUAAGGGUUCCACUGGACAAAAAGGAAGAAGGGGUCCUCCUGGCCCCCCUGGUCCACCGGGUCCACCUGCUCCUACUCGUCCUCCUCCAACAUUGCCUCCAACCACUACAGAAGCAACAACAACUAAAAAGAAACGACGCACCACCACAACAACUCUACCACCUACAACAACUCUACCCACAACUCCACCCACAACAACGAGAGAAACAACCACAACAAAGAGGAGAAAGAAGAAAAAGAAAACCACCACAACCACUGUUGCCCCUACAACAAUAUUCCUCACAACGUUACCCCCUACCACCACCCCAGCCCCUACCACCACCCCUCCACCAACUACUCCUGAACCUACACCCACCCCUGAAGUAAUUACUGAUAUAAUACGAGAGAUAGAGGAAGAGAUAGAACCUCCAAGGGGUACCAGGAAUGCACCGGCUGUAUCCUGCAAAGAAAUCUUCAUGGAUUAUCCUGAUUCAGAAGAUGGUUUAUACUGGUUAGAUACAAAUGGAGGGGCACCAAACGAUAAAUUCCAAGCCAACUGUAAAUUUGCCCAAGGUGGGCUGACAUGCCUUAACGCCACAGCUGCAUCUUCAAGAGAAGCUUCCAAUUGGGCUAGGUCUCCAGGAAGAGAUUGGUUUUCAGAUUGGAGUGAAGGUUUUGAGAUAGAAUAUGAAGCCAAUGUUGUUCAGCUUAGGUUCUUACAUAUGAAAAGUAAUACAGCAACACAAUUAUUCACAUUCAACUGUCUGAGAGUUGCUGCAUACUACAAUGAAAAGACUCGUAACUAUGAUAGCUCAAUACGGUUCAAAGGUUAUAAUGAAGACAUCAUAGAAUAUGGUAUGCCGGGAUAUGUCGUACCAAAAGAUGGAUGUAAGUCAAUAUUCAAAAAGCAGAAGAAGUCUAUUUUCACACUGACUUCGAGUGAUCCAUCACAGUUACCGGUCAAAGACUUUGCUCCCCGUGGUUACACAGGACGUGGACAAAGAUUUGGUUUUACCGUGGGACCGGUAUGUUUCUUAUGAGCAAGGUCAAUAAUCCACUGGACAAAACUUGAACACGUGACUUUCUUUAGAGACAGAAUUUGUUUGACCAGAGUUUUGAGAUGGAUGUUAUUGGUGUCCUCAAGAGGAACAAUCUCUGGUCCUAGACCUUUGCCAAAGGACUUCCUGCUGACUUUAUACCUCAUGAUUGACUUAUGUUUGUUUUUAGAGGAGUGAUGUCACCAAAUGGUCAAAAGAAAAAUUGAUUAUUUUCAUCAGGAUAAAAGUUCGACUUAGCUUUUUGAAUAAGGUGCUUGAUUUUUUUAUUCUGUUAUUUCUUGUAACAUUAAGAUUUGUAGUUUUCAGAUCUUAGUUGUUGAUAUUCUUUUAAUUGAAAAGUUUCAAGGCACUUGUGUAUUUCCAUUGUCAGAGAUGUAGUGUAAAUGUGUUUGAAUGAGAUUGUUUUUCUCAUUCUCUGUAGUAUAUAUGAUGCUGACUGUCAUCAACUCAAACCCCCACUUCUUUCUUUGUUCUGCAGGGUAAAAUACAAAGAAAUAAUAUUUUAUCAUCAUGUCAAGCUCUAUUUGUGAAUAUGCACAUGAAAUAUAUGAGUAUCCUUGGCUAUGUGAAAUGAAGCAUUACUAAUGACCACUUUGUGGGUUCAAUGAAUAAUUGUUCUAUUUGGGGAAACUGCAUUUGAACUAUUUUGGCAACCGGCAAUAAACUCAUUCAUAUUUCAAUAUCAGGUUUCAUUAAUUCUUUAAAAAACAUAUUUUUACAUUUUUUACUGUUUAAACAACCUCAUAUCUCAGUAUCAUGUUCCAUAUAUUUUUAAGCCAAUGCAAGAGUCAAUGAUUGUACAUGUAUACUGUUCACUUCAGGGCGGGUCAUCACAGGGGUGCUUAUAGAAACAGAAAAAUGAGAGCUAACUGUUAUAAGUUUUGUAAAAGUCCACCAGAGAAUAACAGAGAGCUGUGGAUUUUGUAAAGUCAUAAUUAUGUAGCAUCAUGUAUGAUGCUACAAUGUAUAAAAUCCAUAUAGUGCAAUUUAGCCAAAGCAUUAAACAAUACGUUUACUUUUGCAUUCUACAUGAAUCAGACAUGUCAUUUCAUAUUAACACCUAUAUGAGUAUUAAAUGAUGUUGGUCAUCAACUAUGAAAUUUUUAUUGCAUGACAAGUAGCGCGUGCAUGUGACAUCCAAAACAAAACUUUUCAAAUCCACAACUUUCUUAUUCUUUGGAUUUCCGUCAAGCUUUCAUUUCUGGAUGGUUCUCUCAUUUCAGUCCAUUGUAAUGUCAGAGUAGACAUCCCCUUUCAGUUUAGAACUGGAAUUAAAGGUCAAGUUAACCCCCAACAAAUAUUUGAUUUAAAUAAAAGCAGAAAAGUCAAACAGGCA